This is a messenger RNA of Tachysurus vachellii, 5460 nucleotides long. It is a transcript of the gene vgll4a, whose product is annotated as vestigial-like family member 4a. Bases 551 to 1354 code for a protein of 267 amino acids. NCBI's taxonomy places the organism in Eukaryota, Metazoa, Chordata, Actinopteri, Siluriformes, Bagridae. Gene Ontology annotation, biological process: negative regulation of DNA-templated transcription. The record is from RefSeq and is a predicted model, not a curated record. Gene Ontology annotation, molecular function: transcription coactivator binding. The transcript has 5 exons.
CACAAUACAUACUGGGCUAAUAUGCUAAGAUCUCAUGCUAGCUGGCUAGCCGUUUGUUUUUGAUUAAUAACGCUUAAUAAUGUAAAGUAAUCGGAAUAUAACUGUAUAAAUGUAUCUUGCUUUUUUACUUUCCAAAUAUAAAUCUGUUUGUCGUCGAAUUAACUUAAAUAUUAUUGUAUCGUGUGACGUUUUGCUUUAACCAGCUAACAUUAGACACAACUCCACUUUGGACGGCUAACGGUUUAGCACGUUAGCUUGUGAGGUAAAGCAGCCUGUGUGCUUGCUAGCAGCUGGACUCUGUGGCUUCGUUGCCGCAAUUAUAACGUUUAAAUCUGUGCAGCUUAUAUCAUUUAGUGACUACAUUUGCGUCUAAGAUCUACUGAAAUCUGCUUAGUCAGUUUUAUAAGUAUCACCUGAAUCAGUUUUCUGGCUUUAGCAAAAGGAAACUAGUCAAAGUUGAUUGAGUUUGAUCACUUUUUCUGCUAGUAAAAGGCUAAGCUAGCUAGCUACAACCGGGCUAGCUAGCUAGCUUGGCUAGCUUUUAAGCUAAAUGCUUCUUACGAGAAUGGACCUUUUGAGCCACCAAUUUAUGGAUAAAAUGAACAAUAACAUCGGAAGACUUCACUACGAUUCUUAUGAUGAUGAUUCUGGGGACUCCAGGAUGCACACACUGUCCUCUUCUACAGGAGACAGCAGGACAGGGACACCGAUCAGUCCGAUUAAAAGAAAGUUUGAUGAUGUAGAAGUGGGGAGCGGACAGGAGUAUGAAAAUGAACAAAUGGCCAAGAUGAGCUGCUUGCUUUCCUCUCACCUGGGAAAUCCGGUGGAUGGAGACACCAGGCCAGAACCUUGGACCCACUGCCACAACUUGUUUGAACAUGCUUCCUCUGCCAUCAGUGGGCUCCAUGCUGGUCAUCUGUAUUCUCCGUUCCACUUCUACGCCAUGGAGCAGCCGUUGGCUCUGACCAAAAACAGCACGGACGCGGCCAGGUCCUCUUUCCCUUCAUCACUCAGCUCCACAGAGCGACAGCAGAAUCGUCCCUCAGUGAUCACCUGUGCUCCAGCGAGUAACCGCUCAUGCAGCCUCUCAAACUGUCACAUGUCUCCAAAUGGCUUCUCCUCCGCCGUCAGUAACGCCAAGAGCAAAGCUAACGCCAACGCUGUGUGUGAUCCUGUGAUUGAGGAACACUUCCGCCGCAGUCUGGGGAACAUCUACAGAGAGCCGGAGGUGGCGUCUAACUCUGUGUCCAUCACCGGGUCAGUGGAUGAUCACUUCGCCCAGGCACUGGGAGACACCUGGUUACAGAUUAAAGCCAAGGGCAGUGGCUCCGGGAGUCCUGAGUCCACUUCAUAAAGUUCAUAGAACCUGUCUGAACCUUCUGGGUUGGUUUGUCCUGGUUAAACUCCUUUCACAUCAAGUCUGAGCUCAGAAAUGAUUAUUAUUAUUAUUAUUAUUAUUAUUAUUAUUAUUAGGUGUUUGGCUGAGCAGACUGUCUUCCAUGCCUGAAGAAUAAUUUUUAUUCUUAGGCUUUAGAUUGGAUCAGUAAUUUCUCUUUCAGAUCUUAGACCAUAAGGAUCACACAUAGGACCAUGUUGGAUUAUAAACAGAAACAGACACGGUUGUGUAGGAAUGAUGGCACUAAAUUAAAAGCAGCAGUAUGUAAUGUUUAAACCUUUUUACCUUGUAUACCACACAGGUCUGAUUUGUACUUCUGUCCAAAUAGAUUUUAUUAUAUUUUAUUUUAUUAUAAAUGAAAAAGGAAAAAGCUGUUUAAAUGUGACUCAGAACCAGAGCGUACAAUUAAACAGAACAAGUCAGGAAAACUAUACUGCGGUAAAACACUACAGUUUUUAUUUCUAAGCUGCCUUUAUUUUUGAGUACAGAAUACAGAUCAGGCACUAAAGAGACCAUUUGAUUAUUGUGUAAAUAAAUGGCUUGUGUUUCUCUCCAGCACUACAAUCAGUGUUACUCUGGAAUAAAAAGCCAGUUUGAUUCACUUCCUGCAGUGAGUCGAUACAGAGUCGAAUCACUUUCUCAGUGGAAUAGACUCGAUAGCAGAUUGUACUCCUGUCACUAAGACUCUCUGACCCCAGUGUGACCGCACAACUGUGUUGUCAUGUGGCUAAAGAGCACUGGAGAACACACCAGGCUGAAUAUUACAGAGCAGUAGAGUUUCCUGUACAGUGUUCUUAGUGUAACUCCACACUGCUCCUCUAGUGACAGGGGCUGAUAACACACACUACUUUCAGCAUUUCAUACACAUUCAAAUAUUUGCAGGACUAUAAAUCAGACUAAAAAUGGGGUGGGGCUUAUUCCUGAGCUGUGGAUGUGGGUGGAGCUAAAUGUGUAAACACAAACACGUACUAACAUUAUACUGUUUCCUACAGAAUACAGAGCUUUAACCUUUACAAAUACCUUUAAGACAUUUAGAGUGAAAGUUAUUACUGUGAUGAAGCUCAGAUCAUUACGUAUCGCCACCUGGUGGAUUCCUCAUGUUAUACUCGUGUCCUUAUAACAGGGUCUCAGUCCUGUGGUGUCAUUAUGCAGUGCCUUGUCUAGUGUGAUCCUGAUGCACCUACAGGAGGCUUUAAAAUCCACAUUAAAAGCAGAGAAACAGGACUUGGUGUGAAAGGUGAAACAGGAAGAUUUUUGAACAAUAGAUUGUUGUGAACAAAUAAUAGUCAUGGGGUUUGUUUUGAAAGGCAGCCAAAGAAGCUUUCUUCUGUUUUGAUACCUGUGCUGUAUUUUAUAACCGUCUCAAAUGUGCAGAUUUUUAGAUUUUAAACAAAAGACAAAACCCUACAAUCCAGGAGCAUCUUGCGGUUCUGUUAUCAGAGUUUUUCAUAAUUCUGCAUUUAUUCAUAAUCACACAGAUUCUCAACACAACACUAAGAUAUGCACAUCCUGGGCUUUGGGCCGAGGACACGUUUACCUUUUCAUGGCUAACACACACUCAUUAAUCCGACACACACGACCUGCGUCUAUUUUAUUCACGAUCUUUAGUCUGCUUAAAUAUGUACUUCAAAUAGCUGGUAUCUAUUACACAGACUUCUAUCUUUAUCCUGUUGGUUCUUAGUUUUAUUUUUUAAUCAGUAACAGUUAUAUAAAGUCCUGCUGCUGGAACAGUGUACUCAAUAUAUUUUUUUAACAAAUGUCUUUUAGAUACAACGGCAUCUCGCUUUGAAGCACAGCCUCUGGAAAGGCAUUUACAUGCAGUCUACACAGCGUUUAUAGAAUUAUUUCACUUCUACAGAUUUCUAACACCUUUCUACAGGACUAAGUGAGAUGAACAGCAGCUUUACUGCCCCGGUUCUUUAACACACCGCUCUGGUGUUCUACACUAAUGAUCAGGUUACUCAGUGACCAGAUUCUGGAACAGCCACGUGCUGAUAUCUAGUUUUAUUACAUUAUUAUAUGAUUACAGUAUUUUAAAAAAGUAUAUUUAACUGUUGUUGAAGUAAGUAAUAUUUUCUUCAUGUCCAGUUCUGCAAACUGAUUUCUGGAUUUACAAAAUCAACUACAAUAACAUUUUAAUACACACUAUUUGAGAAUUUUCAUCCAGACAUUUCACACAUUUUACUCAGCCCUCAAAAGUCUCACUCUUCUUACUCACCCGUAAAAACUGUAAUGAACUGAUCAACAUGAGAAUCUUGAUUGAUUGACAGUUAGGUAGUUGCCCCUCCUUCUUCCCUCCAUGUUGAGUCAGUCACAUGUUUGGGUCGGUGCUCUGGUCUGGACUCGUCGUUCACGCUUCAGUGAUGUUCUUUCUGUCACAGUAAAUGUUAAAUUUAAAAAUAGCCCCAUGUUUCAGACAGUUUACACAAAAAAAUGACACAGUCCUGCUUCUAACGGUCAGAUCUAACACUACAAAUGGCAGUAAAACGCAGCUGAACCCCACAUUACAGCAGGACGGGGCUUCAGUACUCUGGUGUAAAUCCUGACACAAACACUUCCUGUUUUAUUUCCACUUCAUUAAAGCUGCAAAAUUUACACUCAGUAAUGUUUAAAUAUGUAAAACAGAAACUGCAGCCAUGUUCAAAUGAAACUUCAUCAUGUUUACUGAUUAUCUGGACAUGUUGGGUUCCUCUCCCUGGUUCUGACUCCUAACUCUGUAUUCUCAUUUUUUGCGACAGUCAGUGAGUCUGAAAUCUCGAGUCUCUGUAAUCAGUCGUCAUGAAUAAACCCGAGCGAGAUUAAACGUUCUUAUCCUGAAGAAACUGUUAGGACGGCAGGACUAUAGCGGUAAAUCCGCAGUUUCCGUGGUAACCAUUUACGUUAAAGUCGUAUAGGGUUUAUGGUUUGUCAAAUCGGAUAACUGUCAAUGUUCCUGUGGGUUUCUACACAGAUCACACUUCAGGAUUUUAUUGUUUACAGUUACACACCAAUUUAAUAACAUUUAGUUAAACCCAUUUUCAGUAAAAAGAACAAAGCAAAUCUAAAAACAAAGCCAUAAUGAAGAUUAACAAAGUAAUGAUGCCAUAAAAAAGAUGUGGAACACUGAGAUGUUACUGGAAGAUUUCACACACAUCGUAUUAGGAGGCGCUCUUUCACCAUUUAGUUGCCAUGUUGUCGUUUUCAGCGCUGGGGGUUUUUUCCUUUUAUGGAGUUUUGUGGGUGUGGUUAAAUGUUAAUGCUGUGAAAGUGCUUAGUAAUUAACUCCUGACUGAGUGUUUAUCAGCAUACACACACACACACACACACACACACACACACACAGCAAUAUGAAGAACAUCUAAGUUACUGAUAUGUUUGUAAAUCAGGAGUGAAUUUAUUUUUUGAGAAACAUUUACACACAACGUUUACCGAGAAGCCGAGUGAAGUUUUUUCACGUUUCUGUGUAGUGUAGUAGAUUAUUGGCACAUGCUUACUGUUGAGCACCAGAACAAAAACACUAAAGGGCUUAUUUAAAAAAGAAAUAGAAAAUGGAAGAUAAUCUUUUAGAGCGAUGUUUCCCACAUGCCAAAGGAAAUAUUAAUUCCACCGAGGUUCCUUCUGUAGAAAAACACUCUGAAUUCUUAUGUAAUAAACAAUGACCAUCGUUACGCAGUGCGUGAUGAAUGACCAGCUUUUCUCUCUUGAUUUUUACUUAAAACUUCACAUUAUCUUUAUAUUUAAUAUCCAUUUCGCAUGCCUAUCUUUUAUUUUCUCUUUUUAUUUUCUUGAAAAAAGUUGAUCUUUUUUUUUUUUUUAGGUCAGUUGACUGGCAGAACAGUUUGAGGAAAAGUCUAAAUAUUAGCCAGAGUUUUGAGGAAGCUUCAGAGUCACGUGUGCGAUGAUGUCUGUGUGUUGUACGUGGUUAAAGCGUCCUCGCAUCGUAAGAGCUCUCAGAAUAAAUAGCGAGAAUAUUAUAGCUAGUUUAUAUGUAACUCUAUUUACUUAUUUGGCUGUUUUUUUCUUACAAUUGCUACUUUUAUAUGCAUCAAACCAGAAAAAAUAAAUAAAAAAAAUCUUGUAACAAA